UGCGGGGUGGUCGCGCGGCAACCACUAUCUCGAACGCCGGCAUCUUUCAUAAGGAAUACGCGGGAAGAGACCUUGUUUAUGUUUCAUUGAUUCGGAAACCUGAGCAGACGCGCUUUCGCCGAGACUUCUCGACGGAAACUUUUAUUUGGCUGUUUAUACUGUUUUUCUCCUAUAAUAAUGCGGGCAAAAAAUUGAAAAUAGUUGAUAAAGCUUUAUAAUAAACAAUUACAUUAAGAAAUUUUAUGCCAAACGAUUUGCUAACUUACUUGUUUUGAUAUUUGUGUGAAAAAGUUGGAAUUAUUGAAUUUCUUAACAGAAAUCUACUAAUGUGUCAUUAAUUCUUACUGUCGAAUCUUUCAUUUGUAUUGAUGCGAAAUAAAUUUCAAUUGCAAUGUCAAUGGAAUUCGAAAAUUUUUUUUUCAAGAAUUUAUCAGAAGUAUAUUAAUGAAUUGAUUCUCAGUAUUUCAUAUUUAAAGUUUCAAGAAGAGAAUUAAAAAAAAAAUCAUAUCUUCAAAACUGUUGGAAUAUCGCUCAACAAAUUGGAAGAAUUUUAUUUGAAAGCAAGUUCUAAUGCAUGGGAAUUUAAGAAAUUAAAUAAUUCGAAUGCCAUAAAGAAAUUUAUUCUUCGAUAUGUAUAGAAAAACAAUCUAGAAAAUGUAAAAUUUCGAAAAAUAGUUUUUAAAGCAUUUGGAUCUUUCCAAAUAAGUUUCGGAGCAGAAGCGUGAUGUUGAUUUUUAUCCUUUUAGUGUCAUCUCUGAAAAAUAAUAUGGAAGCUUCGAUUUACAUCAGUUACACUUAGUGUGCAAGACUCCUUUACAAAUUUACAAAUAAAUUUAGCUUCAAGAAUUGCUUCUAAGCAUUCCAAACGAUUUUCUGGCUGUUUUAUUAGUACGAAUAUUGUAGAACAGUGAAGAAAUAUCACUGUUUUUGCUGUAAAUUUAGAACAGCAUUAGAUAUAUAUUGUUCGCCAGUUAGACCAUCGAUAACUAACUCCUACAUAGUGACUUGAAUAUUGUAGAAGUAAUUAAAUUUCUGUGUACCCAAAUAUAUAUUGUAGGAUAACUUGAACCAAAUCACGACAUAUGAUAAUGUUUCGUUAAAAAUAGCAAUUAUAUUAGGCUGACACGCAAGUGUUUCUUCAGUUUUCUGCUAUCUUCGGUCUUCCAUCGAUAUGGCAAUGUGUAACGGUUGAAAGUACAGUAGUGACCCCAAGGCGGUGAUGUGGUCAAAGGAUUUUCUGCUUUUAGGACGUUUAUUUGCUGGAUUAGGCUGUCUCUUUGUAUGCAAGAGUGCAGACGAUUCUCCCCUGGAGAAAACCAUCUUGGUGGGGGAAUCUGUCAGUAUCCCGUGCCCACUUUCCACACCGGGAGGAUCCGUGCAAUGGAUGCAGGACGGUUCACCUAUUGUACUCGACCUCAGCGCCACACGGCGGCGGCAGUGGAACAUUUCGCCUGACGGAACGGCCGCCCUCACCAUCUCCGAAGUUCGUCGGACGGAUGCGGGCCGCUGGGAAUGCCGGGAGCUCGGAUCUGACGGAAGUGUCAGAAAAGUCGCCAGAGUUCUCGACCUCGUCGUAGGCAGUCUUUCUUCACCAGGUUCUCCUUCGGAUCCGUAUUUAGAGUUGGAGGGCCGUCGUCUCGUCCACCAAGCGACAGUCACAGUCAAGGAGCCGCAAAAGCUGUCUCUCCACUGCAUUGUGUCCGGUGCAAUUCCACCAGUUCGACGCAUACACUGGUCAAUUGGUGAGGCCAAUCUGACGUCAGUGAGCGAGUUGUUCGUGGAGUUCUCCGCCUCGGAAGAUGCCUACACGAGCCGCAGCGUCCUUGCUCUCAACGUCACCCGGAGGGUCCACGGAAAGGAGCUAGUCUGCAAAGUGCACCACAUCACUUGGCUGCAAGCGGCAGCUGUCUCUGCGUCCCUCAACGUUCUCUAUGAGCCCUCUUUCUCCAUCAGCCGGGAACCCGGGUUCGGUCUACCUCUGUUGGAAAGCAUGCGAGUGUCGCUGCGAUGCGAGGUGGACGCCAACCCUCCCAGCGAUCCCAUAUGGGUCAGAGACGACGGGCCUCUCACCGUCUCGCAAGACUCCCAAGGAUUCCUCAACUUCACCCCCGUCGCACAUGAGCACGCUGGCUGGUACAGGUGUACCACACACCAUGAAUUUGGGUUCUUCGCUUCGUUCGGAUACUUUCUAAACGUCAGAACGGCAGAAUUGCCCCUUUCAUCAGACGAUGGAAAUUCACAACUUUCAAAUGGUCUUGGACAAUCAACUAACAUAGGUUGCAUACCUGACGGUCGGCCGGAGGUGACGGCUGUCAACAAAUCCCUGAUGGCCAUCGCGGGUAGGUCGGCCCUGCUUGCGGGGCAGCUCUGUUCAAGUCCGCGACCCCUCAGAGUAUUCUGGGUAGUACGACAUCUGGUGCUCAAGCCCGGAGAUGUCAGACACCCCUAUGUCGCAUACAAUCUCACGGAAACCGAAAUCCCAAAUUGUUACAUGGGAGGCCUGGAACUGCGUCGUCUGCAGGUGGAAGAUUCCGGAGAGGUGUUGCUUGUGGUGAAGAACGCCCAUGGUAUCGCGGACGCACUCUUCCUCCUCAACGUCACGCAAGCAUCUUCCUUUUCGGCAUCCUCAGCAGCAGGAGUCGUGCGCGGAUGCCUGCUGCUCACCCUCCUCAUCCCUGUGUGCCUUCUGUGGCUUCGGCAGAGAAUCAUCGACUCCAGCUGACCCGCGAACAGGUAGAAUUAGUGACAGAAGCAACAGAAUCCCGAGAUUGAUUCACGAAUCUUGUUCUAGAUCAAAGUCGUGAUACAGACUCAAUCGACUGCAGAGAAAAGAAUUUCUGGACACUUCGAACAUUCCUCCGAAGGGGUUCACAUCACAUCCCCGUCUGUAUUUCUUUGUGCCAUAUGAUACCACCCCCUGCAUUCUCAGAACCCUCCCUUCUCUACUGCUGUCUGGUGAGAAUGCCACCGGCCGAACAAUUUUUCACGACCAGCCUCAUUUACUGAAUGUGUACAGAUGAAAAACGGACAGGACUCCUGUCUUCAUUUCGAUCUCUGAAAGAUUUUUCUAUUCGAAAAGGACUCUAGAGUGAAGAGCAUUUAAGUGAAAA
This is a messenger RNA of Argiope bruennichi, 3110 nucleotides long. RefSeq names its product sialic acid-binding Ig-like lectin 14 (gene tei). The transcript has 10 exons. NCBI's taxonomy places the organism in Eukaryota, Metazoa, Arthropoda, Arachnida, Araneae, Araneidae. Gene Ontology annotation, cellular component: cell-cell junction. Gene Ontology annotation, molecular function: cell adhesion molecule binding. The coding region runs from base 1220 to 2722 and encodes 500 amino acids. The record is from RefSeq and is a predicted model, not a curated record. Gene Ontology annotation, biological process: cell-cell adhesion.